AUGGCAACAAUCCAGCAGGUCCUCCAAACCCUUCUGCUUCUCUUUAGCAUUCAGCUCGCCUUCCUCAUCUGCUCUGGUUUAGGUUCCAACUUCAUGAUCGGAGGCGACGUCCUGACAGCGGGGGGCCAAAACCUGACGUACAUGGAAUACUCCCUGACCCUGCAAUCUGAUUGCAACCUCGUCCUGAAAAAUGGCAGCACAAGAGUGUGGGAAACCAUGACAGGGGGCUAUUCAGCUGAGUGCUACGUCACUCUGGACCUGAACGGCAAACUCGCCGUUUGGCACCCACGUUUUCGCUACCCACUCUGGAGCAGCGGCAUUAUGUCCCAAGUUGGGUACUAUGCCCUCGUCCUCCGCUAUGACGGCACCCUUCGGAUUGUUGGUUGGACUUGGACGAAGACCACUGAGUCAGUGCUCUACUCCGGUGAUGUAGCACCCAUCGGAACCACGAUCGUUAAUGGGAACAAUGAACUCACACUGCUGGACGACUGCAACCUGGUGCUCAACGGCGACGGAGCCACAAAAUGGCAGACUGGUGUCACUGACCGAACCAUGCAUGACUGUUACGUUAACUUGGAAGCUAAUGGUGAGUUGAGAGUGAAGCAUUGGGGUGGUGAUGUUCUCUGGACUAACAGAGUGGCUUCACCCACGUAUCUCGGAGUUUGUUCUCGUGCUGCAAAACCAACGCCAUGCUCACUGUCUAUGGCCCCUGUAAUCUGGUCUAAUGUCAUCUCCGGUGCUGUUUCCGGCAAGAUUGACACGGUCUCUGCCGACUAA
Messenger RNA from Dioscorea cayenensis subsp. rotundata (Guinea yam), 777 nucleotides. RefSeq names its product mannose-specific lectin-like. NCBI's taxonomy places the organism in Eukaryota, Viridiplantae, Streptophyta, Magnoliopsida, Dioscoreales, Dioscoreaceae. The record is from RefSeq and is a predicted model, not a curated record. The coding region runs from base 1 to 777 and encodes 258 amino acids. The transcript is spliced from 2 exons.